Populus euphratica (Euphrates poplar) is the source of this 1421-nucleotide messenger RNA. RefSeq names its product Peroxidase superfamily protein. The transcript has 3 exons. Gene Ontology annotation, molecular function: peroxidase activity; heme binding. Bases 212 to 1255 code for a protein of 347 amino acids. Gene Ontology annotation, biological process: hydrogen peroxide catabolic process; response to oxidative stress. The record is from RefSeq and is a predicted model, not a curated record. Lineage: Eukaryota; Viridiplantae; Streptophyta; Magnoliopsida; Malpighiales; Salicaceae.
UUUGGCUCUCUCUCUCUCUCUCUCUCUCUCUAGCUUUAUGCAUAAUUAAUUUUUGCUUCGAGGCUUCACGGGUGUUGAUUCUCUCCUCUCUUUUUUUACUUGGCAAUCUGUCCCUCAACAAACUUUCACAACUGAGCCUUGACUUGUGUGUCUAUAUAUAUUUCUUCUACUAUUUCUUCUUUGUCCUAAGCUGCCUGUGUAUACAACAAUCAUGCCUGCUCUUUCUUCUUCUUCUUCUUCUUCUUCUAUUUGCACUUUCUUGCUUGUUUUCUUGCUUGUUGUAAGAGCCUCAAAUUGUGCAGCCAAAGUCACCAAGAGCUCUCGCCCUCCACGCCAAUUAUCUGUUAAUUACUAUGCUAAAAAGUGCCCUCAGCUUGAGCAACUUGUUGGUUCAGUCACUUCCCAACAGUUCAAAGAAGCACCAGUGUCAGGGCCAGCCACCAUUCGCCUCUUCUUUCAUGACUGCUUUGUAGAAGGCUGUGAUGCAUCAAUAUUGAUAUCAACAAACCCUAGAAGUAAACAGUUGGCAGAGAAGGAUGCAGAGGACAAUAAAGACUUGAGGGUGGAGGGAUUUCAGACUAUAAGCAAGGCCAAAGACUUGGUGGAGAGAAAGUGCCCUGGUAUUGUUUCAUGUGCAGACAUUCUUGCAAUUGCAGCCAGAGAUUAUGUCCACCUUGCAGGAGGUCCUUAUUACCAGGUGAAGAAAGGGAGGUGGGAUGGGAAAAUAUCAAUGGCAUCCAGGGUGCCGUACAACAUCCCUCGUGCAAAUUUCACCAUUGAUCAACUACUAAAACUCUUCAACUCUAAAGGACUAACACUUGAGGACCUAGUCGUUCUUUCUGGCGCUCACACAUUUGGAUUUGCUCACUGUAAGCAAUUUCUUAGCCGACUCUACAAUUACCGUGGCACUAAACAGCCUGACCCUGGCAUGGAUCCAAGGCUACUAAAAGCUCUUAAAAUGUCCUGCCCACAAUUCGGUGGGAAUUCAGACAUUAUAGCACCCUUUGAUGUUACCACUCCGUUCUUGUUUGAUCAUGCUUAUUAUGGGAAUUUAGAGGCUAAAUUGGGGUUGUUGGCCUCGGACCAAGCUCUAUUUUUGGACCCAAGAACCAAGCCCUUGGUUCAACAAUUAGGAAAGGAUAAGAAAAGGUUCUUCCAAGCAUUUUCAAUAGCUAUGGAGAAAAUGGGCUCAAUUGGUGUGAAAAGGGGAAGAAGACAUGGAGAGAUGAGGAGAGUUUGCAGUAUGCAUGCAUAAUUGGAUUAUUAUUUUUUUGAAAUUUCCUUAUUUUCUCCUUGUGGUAGAUGUUUUGGGCUUUAAUAUUAUGGGGUUUGAAAUUUGUAGUGAAUGUCUGGAGAUUUUGAGAUAAAUCAUUCACGGAAUAACAUUCUUCAUAUAUAUAAUUUAUCUUCAAACUUUUAUU